Messenger RNA from Drosophila rhopaloa, 2040 nucleotides. Its product is annotated as transferrin. Gene Ontology annotation, cellular component: plasma membrane; extracellular region; early endosome. Lineage: Eukaryota; Metazoa; Arthropoda; Insecta; Diptera; Drosophilidae. Gene Ontology annotation, biological process: iron ion transport. The coding region runs from base 35 to 1960 and encodes 641 amino acids. The record is from RefSeq and is a predicted model, not a curated record. The transcript has 5 exons.
GCAUUCUCCACAGUAGAGCUUCAACUGUUUCGAGAUGAUGCCGCAGAGAGAGACCCGCACCUGGCUGCCCUUGGCGGUGGCCGCCGUCCUGCUGAUCCUCGGACCGCAGGCUACCCGGGCGGAGGAGCCCAUCUAUCGCCUAUGUGUGCCGCAGAUUUACCUGGCAGAGUGCCAGCAACUGCUGGCCGAUCCCUCGGAGGCCGGCAUCCACAUGGAGUGCGUGGCUGGACGGGAUCGGGUGGACUGCCUGGAGCUGAUCGAGCAGCGCAAGGCCGACGUGCUGGCCACGGAGCCGGAGGACAUGUACAUCGCCUACCACCGCAAGAACGAGGACUAUCGAGUGGUCUCCGAAAUCCGCACGCAGCAGGACAAAGAAGCCCCCUUCCGCUAUGAGGGCAUUAUCCUGGUGAAGAAGGACUCCCCCAUCCGCACCCUACAGCAGUUGCACGGUGCCAAAUCCUGCCACACCGGCUUCGGUCGCAACGUGGGCUACAAGAUCCCGAUCACCAAGCUGAAGAACACGCACAUCCUGAAGGUGUCCGCCGAUCCGGAGAUCUCCGCCACGGAGCGCGAGCUCAAGUCGCUGUCCGAGUUCUUCACGCAGUCGUGCCUGGUGGGCACCUACUCCACCCAUCCGGAUACGGACCGCCUGCUGAAGAAGAAGUACUCCAAUCUGUGCGCCCUGUGCGAGAAACCCGAGCAGUGCAACUACCCGGACAAGUUCAGUGGCUACGACGGCGCCAUCCGCUGCCUGGACAAGGGUCAGGGCGAGGUGGCCUUCUCCAAGGUGCAGUACAUCAAGAAGUACUUCGGUCUGCCGGGAGCGGGGCCGGAUGCCCCGCCGGCGGAGGGCAAUCCGGAUGGGUUCGAGUACCUCUGUGAGGAUGGCACCCGACGACCGGUCACCGGACCCGCCUGCUCCUGGGCCCAGCGCCCCUGGAGCGGCUACAUCUCCAACGAGAAGGCUGUCCACAACACCGAGCAGCUGCACCAGCUGCAGACGCGUCUGGAGCGAUUCUUCGCCAACGGGCUGCAGGCGCAGAACAAGGACGCCGCCGCCCAUCUGCUCAUCCAACCGAAUGCCGUGUACCACAGCAAGGAUGCGGCCAUCGAUCCCAAGGUCUAUCUGGAGCGAGCCGGCUACAAGGAUGUGAUCGAGCGCGACGGCAGUGCCAUCAGGAAGAUCCGACUGUGCGCCCAGGGUGAUGAUGAGUUCGCCAAGUGCCAGGCCCUCCACCAGGCGGCCUACGCCCGCGACGCUCGUCCGGAGCUCGAGUGCGUCCAGUCCACCGAUUGCGUGGUGGCCCUCUCCAAGAAGGAGGCGGAUCUGGCCGUGGUGGCCGCUUCGGGAUAUGCCGAUGCGCGUCGCAACCAACUGCAGCCGUUGGUCUACGAGCAGCGGGCCGAGGACGAUGUCGUGGUGGCGGUGGCAGCUCCCGGUCUAAGUCGCGAGACCCUCCAAAAGGCUAGCACCAAAUUCGAUGAGAACUGCGGACGCUCACGCCUGGCCGCUGCCUUCCUGAACAAGCGACGUAGUCUGGACGCCUGCCACGUGUCAUCCAGUCCCGAUGGCGAGAUCCAGAUCGUGCGCGCCUCCGAGCUGGAGAAGCACAAGGAUGCGCAGCUGGUGUGCCCCAGUUUGGAGCGACGACCCGUCACCGAUUUCCGUGCAUGCAACGUGGACCUCAGCCUGCCCCGGGCCAUCUUCGUCAGAACCGAUACUAGCAGCGUGGAGCAGGAGACCGUGAAGCACCUGUUCUCCUUGAUCUCGGACAAGUUCGGUGCCCAUGGCAAGUUGGUUGAUGUCUUUGCCCUUUUCGGCGAGUUCCAGAAGGGCAAGAAGAACGUUUAUUUCAACGACAAAGCCGUUCAGCUGACCACGGAGAUUAAGAACGAAGUCCAGAACGAGGAGAUCUACGCAGAUCUCCAGUGCGAUGCUAAUAAGAUCACCAAGCAGUGAGCAGGAAGCGGAUUUUACUACCCAUAUCUCCUGCAGCAUCUCAUUUUGCUUCAAUAAAUUUUAACCUGAAUAUUACAAAA